AUGAGUUCCGAUUCACUAGAUUGGUUAUGGGAAGAUUUUUAUUCAUAUAAUCUGGUUGAAGAAACCGUAGAUGAUUAUUUAGAUACUAUUAACGAUGAUAAUUCGUUCACCAGCUCCAAUUCUAGUAACAAUAUUGAUUGUUCAUUAUUAAUCAGAGAUAAUAUAAUAGAAGAAGAAGAAGGAGGACGAGAAGGAGAAGAAGAAUUUAAUGAUUAUGCUGAUGAUAUAAACGAAAGUAUACCAGAAAUCUUUCCAGAAUCAUACACGAAAAAUUCAAAUAUUGAAAAGCUAAUAGUUUUUUGUGCUGAAAAUUUUAUUGAACAAUUUAAAGUAAAAUAUCCUGAUAGACGGCAGUUAGUUUUAAUACCACAAAAUGAAUGCGGUGUCCGAAAAGUUGUUUGUACUACAAUCAAACCAUCUCGAUUAGUCUAUUCCGAUUUGAUCGAAUUGAUCAGUUACAGUCAGUUUGUGGCUAAACACAUAACAUAUGUCAAGUUAAAAGAUCCUCUAGCUUUGCCUAACAAAAUUGUAUCUCCUGCAACGACAUUAAAAACGCAAAUCGCUAAUUGUUUUGAAUUGGCAAUAUUAUUAGUAUCAUUUUUAAUUGGUUGUGGGUACAAUGCUUUUGUUAUAUAUGGAUAUGCCACAGAAAUUGUGUGUAAUAAUGAUCUACGAAAAAUCAAGAUAGAUAUUCCAAAAGAACCAAUCGAUGAACAAGAAUUAAAUUCUGAGAGUAAGGAAGACAUUAUAGAUGAUCCUUAUGCCGUAGAACCUAUGAUUGAUUUGUGUAAUGAUUAUGUUAACUUCUUAAUGGAAGAAGAAAAAAAUGAAAUUGUAGUAAAUGAUGAAACAAUAGAGAUAGAAUUUGAAAAUUUGUCCGAUCCGCUAUUUGGUAAACGAGUACACGCAUGGGUCAUGAUUAUGCCGUUGGAAACUGAAGACGAUACAUAUAUAUCUGAGGUUCCAUAUUUCAUUGAACCUAGUACAGGUGAACGGAAAGAAAUGUCUGAUGAAAAUUACAUUGGAAUAGAAGUGGUUUGGAAUCAUAAUAAUUAUUGGGUUAAUUUGCAGCCCUUGGUAGGAGGUUGUACGCAAUAUAAUUUUACUUUAAUGAGUACAAAUUAUUGGGAACAUUUUUUACCAGACAAACUUCAAAAUGUACAAAGAAGUAAUUUAAAAAGUCUUGAGAUGCCCAAUUCGUGGGUCACUGCUAUAGAAGUUCCUAUAAAUAAAUAUCUUAUGCUGUAUCCAAACGGUAAAAAAAUCGUGCCAUAUAUGAAUGCAAUUAAAGAGUUUUAUGCUGAUUAUGUCAUGCCUAAUGGACUGAUUAAAAGAACAACGUUUUAUACCGAACAAGAGUAUUUAAACAAAAUAUUUAUUCAAGAAAUAUUUAAAAAUAGAGUAGACAAAUUGAUCUGUAUUGACACAAAAUAUACCGUCAAAGGAAUUGAAACUAUAGAAUAUUUUAAACCCGGCCGAGAUGACUAUUUAAAAAAACAUAAGUUUUAUGGUGAUUGUAACAAUAUAGAGACCACGCGUUUAAUCACAUUUUAUAAUUUGAGGCUUGAUUCAAUGGCUGAAAUUAAAAUUAAUGAAAAUAGUUUCAUUAUAACGUAUAACGAUAGAUCGGAUUUAUUAUUCUGGCAGCUGUGUGUAUUUUGUAGAACAAUAAGCAAUAAUUCCCAGAAUAUAAACGAUAAAAGGAAACCGAAGUGUGUAAUUGAAAAAUAUUUAAGAAAUGAAUCGAAACAUAAAGAUCUAGAUAUUGCCACUUUAAGUUUUGAUCUUGAAAGUGGUACUAUUUAUGUUCAAUAUCAAUAUGGAGAAGGUCAGAUCACACAAUCGAGUAGACUAUUUAAAAAGCCAACUUAUAGUUCAAUAAAAAAUGAAAAGUUCAAUCCCGAAUCAGUCAUUGAAGAUAUCGUUUAUCCAUAUGUGAGUCUUUUGAAAACUCAUGAAGCGUAUAUCAUGUUACAAGACAUGAUUGAAAUUGAAAAAAAAUCACUUAUUAACGUUUCGAAAUUGGAAGAUAAUGUUAUACAGAUACUGGAAACGCGUAGUCAAGAACGAUCAGAGUUUAAGUUAAAAAUCGAUUCAUUGGAUUGGAACCGGAAUCAUAGGAUUAAACAAUUACUCCAAGAUAAAAAAGAUAAAAAAUAUAAAUUUGCUAUAAAAGACUCGGUUGCUUCAAGUAUAAGAGACAAAAUCAUAAAACACUUCAGACAAAGUACCAAAAAUCAAUUUAUACAACUUAAACAAUUGUUUGAAAAGAAAAAUUUGGAGCUGCUGUCUUUGACGAAGUCACUAGAAUCUAAUGAUACAGAACACAGAGAUAGAAAUUUAAUUAUGUGUUCGCAAUUGAAAAACGAAUUAAAUAUAUUGACGUUGAAAUUAAAAAGAUACAAAGAGUCACGUAUUAGAAGAUACAACAAUUUGGCAACAUAUAUAAAUAGUAAUCCUGAUUAUAAAAUGUUAUCACCUUUAAAAUUAUUUGUUUAA
Messenger RNA from Melanaphis sacchari, 2499 nucleotides. Its product is annotated as dynein regulatory complex subunit 7-like. Lineage: Eukaryota; Metazoa; Arthropoda; Insecta; Hemiptera; Aphididae. Gene Ontology annotation, biological process: flagellated sperm motility. Gene Ontology annotation, cellular component: motile cilium. The record is from RefSeq and is a predicted model, not a curated record.